AUGGCUAGCAGAAAACGUGGUGGAGCUGAAGUUUUAAUGGCUCAAUGGAGAAAGCUCAAACUAUCUGAGGAGGAAGAAGAAGUAGUGGAGAUAAUGCAAACUGGAAAAAAAGAGAUAGAUCGCAAGGGAGAAAAGAGUCUGAUAGGAAGGGUCUGUUCAGACCGUCCAGUUAGCAAAACAUUGAUCAGCAAUACCAUGGCAAAAAUAUGGCGUAUUAGCAGAAGGGCAGUCUUUCAAGAAGUGGAACGUAACACAUUCGUAAUCUCUUUUGAAACUCAUGCAGACAUGUAUAAAGUUCUUGAAGGGAAACCGUGGUCUUUCGAUUCAUCUUUGUUUGUACUGAUCCCAUACGAGGGGAAGUUAUGCCUCAGGGAGAUGGUUUUCGACAAAGAAACCUUUUGGUUACAAAUCCAUAACAUGCCUCUAGGGUGCAUGUCUAUGGAAUGGGGAAACCAAAUCGGAAGUUCAGUGGGAAGGGUAUUAGAAGUUGACGUAGAAGAAGAUGGUACUGGAUGGGGAAGGUAUCUAAGGGUAAAACUACAGCUAGCACUGAUGAAGGCUAUCCCGAGGGGUCGCUUCAUCAAUGUAGAGCAAACAAAGCACUGGGUAUACUUCCGUUAUGAAAAUCUACCCCGAAUCUGCCUCAAGUGUGGAUGGUUUGUUCAUGGAGAGAUGGGCUGCAUGGCUACGCAUGCAGAUCAAGCAGUGGAGGGAGGGUCGGAACCUCAGUUUGGAUCCUGGCUAAGGGCAGAGAGCUUCUCAAAGCGCAACUUAUUUUCUUACCGAAACAACAAAGGAAGAGAGGAUUUGUACACGAGAGAUACUAGUGGGCAGGCAGAGGUGGAGGGUGGUGUAGGAAAUGAGGAAGGAGAUCGGCAAGCCAAUGGAAGUAACAUGCACUCUUCAUCAACCUUCUCCAACACACAGGGACCAGUGACGGUCGAAGCUAGAAGAAGAACAGUGGAAAAGGAACUAGUACGAACCUCAGAAAUGUCAGGGGAAGGUAUGGCAACCUAG
Carya illinoinensis is the source of this 1017-nucleotide messenger RNA. RefSeq lists its product as uncharacterized. The record is from RefSeq and is a predicted model, not a curated record. The transcript has a single exon. Bases 1 to 1017 code for a protein of 338 amino acids. Lineage: Eukaryota; Viridiplantae; Streptophyta; Magnoliopsida; Fagales; Juglandaceae.